Apis cerana (Asiatic honeybee) is the source of this 1385-nucleotide messenger RNA. RefSeq lists its product as uncharacterized. Lineage: Eukaryota; Metazoa; Arthropoda; Insecta; Hymenoptera; Apidae. The record is from RefSeq and is a predicted model, not a curated record.
UGUUUCGCGAAAUUUUUCAAUCUUUUUAGUUAUAAGUGAAAUGUACUCCAUUAACAGUUUACAUAAUUAAUUAAGAAAAAAAAUAUUAUAGAAUUCUAUAAUUUUCAGAAAUAAUAGAGAAAUAUUGUAAAAAAAUACAUAUACGCAGAUAUUUCAAAGUGAGAAACUCAUAGAAGUUAAGAGAAUUAGGAAGAAGGAAUUUUUUAGAAAAAAAAAAGAAAAAAUAAGAUUAAAAAAAAAAGAAAUAUAAAAAUAUUAAUGAAAUUCCGUGAUUCAUAUUGAAAAUUUGAUUUUCCAGUCAAUCACAUGCAAGCAUCGUGAAAUAAAAAAAAAGACAUUAGAACGUCAAAUUUCAGAUCAAACUUUUCAAAAUGACAACGUCAAUUAGCGAAAUUAUGCUUGUAUAACUUAUUCACACGCGAAUAAACAUAAAAUUAAUUUGAAAAAAAAGAAAAGGAAAGAUAUACUUACAUAUAUAGAACUCUUUUUGAGCCAAGCUUGAAUAUUAAUAAAAAAAAUGCAGCAAUUGAUUAGGCUGGCAAAUUUUCUUGGUAUUGAAGAAAAUCUAAGCUGGACAUUACUAAAGUCCAUAUAUUAAAAUUUUUAAAGGCAUUUUUCCUACCUUGUCUCUGGUGCUUCAUAUUCUGUAACCACAUCUUUGAAGAAGAUAAAUGUGUACGUCGCUCGUCGCUGCCCAAGAAUGCGAAAAAGUACAAUCGAUUCAGAAACGAAUUGCAUCUGGACCGCGGAGACUUCUACAUCCACGUUUCCGGUGUUCAACAAACUGAUUGGAUACCCUGUGAACAGUUUUGUUCACGUAGACGUGUUAAAAGAGAUAAAAAUAGGCGUUCUAUUUUUUUUAAAAGAGGUACGGCUCGUUUAAGGUGUACUGAAGGCACGUUUCGCGUGCAUAAUAUUUAUGGCGAUGGGAAUUGCAUGUUUCGAGCGAUUAGCUACAUUUUAUGGCGAAACGAGGAUGAACACCGAUACCUGCGUUCAAUGGUCGUGCAACACAUCAAGGAAAAUUGGCACGAGUACGGGCCUUUCGUGAUAGCUGAAUGGAACAUAUCGGAUAGACAAACUUAUGACAAUUACAUGAGCAUGGUGGGCACAUUUGCCAGUGAACUCGAAUGCACGGUGGCCACCAAGUUAUAUGACAUGAAUCUGUCGAUUUAUCGCGAGAUAAACGACAGGCACGAGCUUAAACGAGUGUUUUACAAUCACGUUAGCUCUCACUUCGAGACAGCUAGGCUUUUAUUCACUGGAAACUCGGACAGCGGUCAUUAUGACGUGCUGGUUCCCGAUUGACGAAUGUUUUUCGAGCAAAAAAAAAAAAAGAUAAUAAUAAUAAUAAAAAAAAAAAAAAAAAAAGAAAAAAAAAAGAA